Messenger RNA from Biomphalaria glabrata, 1030 nucleotides. RefSeq lists its product as uncharacterized. The record is from RefSeq and is a predicted model, not a curated record. NCBI's taxonomy places the organism in Eukaryota, Metazoa, Mollusca, Gastropoda, Planorbidae. The coding region runs from base 239 to 904 and encodes 221 amino acids. The transcript is spliced from 7 exons.
GUUAUAAGAACAUGUGGAAAACGUCAUACAUAGGCUAUGUGUGCUUUGUUUACACACCUCUGAAAGUAAAGGCUAUGGAAUAAAAACAAAAGCAACAUUUUUCCUAAUUGAUACAAUUAAUAAACCACGACCCAAGUCAUCGAAUUCCAAAAGCCUACGAAAGCGCUGCUUAAAAAACUAGUCGCAUGUUCUGUCGCAAAGAUUCAAGCUCUGUUUGAGACCCAGGACUAAAAACAAAAUGUCUGCAAAAUUCCCUGAUUUCUUUCAUUCUCAUUGGCGUCCUCCACCAUACGAGUUGUGUGAAGAAGAUAAAGAGUGGAUCAAAAGAGAUUGGGUGAGGAAAGACUUCAAGCAUGGGAGGAGUCCGUACAUUAUAAAUGGUGUCCCUAUAGCCGAUGUUUUGAAAGGAAGCGCCCAAUUCCCGUGCGACUGCCGAUCUGACGUUAUCUUUUACAACGGCAGGGCUUAUGAUCAGAAGUAUUUCCUACAAGCUCGACUUAGAACCCGCCCCUGCAAUGUGAUGUUUCUGGAAGGGAAAUUAAUACCUCCAUUUAUGCCUGGCAAAUCUCCACAGAUCUUGGGACCAUACCGAAAUAGAGAUAAACCACCAAUAAACACAGGUUUUAACAAUUGCAUCUUUGGUAAAGGUUUAAACCCCUGCUGUACCACAUCUAUAUUCAAUGAUACAGUUCCACCCUAUCACAACACCAAAGAUUACGGCUACACCCGGAUGGGUCUACCCUAUGGAGAGACCAUUGGCUUCUUUAGAUUUAAACCGAAAAAAAUUUGUGACUGCAGGCAGGUGCCUCUUCAAAGUCUAGGUGAAUGCUGUACUUGUGAACCAGGGGAAUACAACCCUGCCCAGUAUAUCCAAGAUGAAUGUCCACCUGCCUGUUGCUGCUGAAUCUCACACAGAACUUGGAUUAAAACAUCUGACAAUCAACUGAUAUCAAGAGGAAAACAGUUAUAACAUCAAAUGAAAUAAUAACCUUACAAUAAAUAUCACUUUAGGAAAUGUAACAACUUGAAA